Messenger RNA from Solea senegalensis (Senegalese sole), 1038 nucleotides. It is a transcript of the gene cntfr, whose product is annotated as ciliary neurotrophic factor receptor. Gene Ontology annotation, biological process: cytokine-mediated signaling pathway. The transcript is spliced from 8 exons. The record is from RefSeq and is a predicted model, not a curated record. Gene Ontology annotation, cellular component: membrane; external side of plasma membrane; signaling receptor complex. The coding region runs from base 16 to 1038 and encodes 340 amino acids. Lineage: Eukaryota; Metazoa; Chordata; Actinopteri; Pleuronectiformes; Soleidae. Gene Ontology annotation, molecular function: cytokine receptor activity; cytokine binding.
CCUAAAGCCAUCAUCAUGGUCUCUCAUGGUCAUGUCGCGAGGAACCAGUACGAGCAGAUGAACAGCGACGUAACCAUGAAGUGCGGCUCCCUGGACAACGACGCGUCGGUGUCGUGGAAGGUGAACGGCACAGACGUGAAGGCGCAGCACCGUCUGGUGGGACCCCGACUCAUCCUGACCCAAGUGAACCUGGGCCACAACGGGCUCUACAGCUGCUUUCAGAACCCACACGGCGAGCGGCGCGACACCAUCACGCUCCACGUCGGCACUCCCCCACACGAGCCCACCAUCACUUGUCGAUCCAACACGUACCCUAAAGGCUUCUACUGCAGCUGGUACCAGCUGUCCCCGACGUACAUCCCCACUACGUUUGAAGUCGACGUACAACACUACCAGCGUUCACUGGAGGUGCAGAAAGAUUCUGUCCACAAGAACCGCUGCCACGUACGCUUCCCUGAGGUCUUCUCCAGCUUCCCUUACAAAGUCAACGUGACGGCAGUCAACGCGCUGGGCAGAGCGUCCAAUGUCAUCUCCUUUGAGGAAUCCAGUAUAGUCAAACCAGACCCUCCAGAGCGUGUGACAGCGACCCCGAUCCAUUUCAACCCCCGGAGGCUGGAGGUAACCUGGCACAGCCCUGCCACCUGGCCCGACAUUGACAACUUCCCUCUGAAGUACUUCCUCCGAUACCGGCCGCUCAUCCGUGACCAGUGGCAGCAUGUGGAGCUUUCCGACAGCACCUCCCACACCAUCACUGAUGCUUAUGCUGGGAAAGAAUACAUCAUCCAGGUGGCUGCCAAGGACACCGAUAUUGGAACGUGGAGUGACUGGAGUGUUGCCGUUCAUGCCACACCCUGGAUUGAGGAUCCCCUGCCCAUCACUUCCACAACCGACGUGGUCACGCCUACCGAGACUAAGACGUCUCCCAUACCAUCGUCCAACGCACCACAGAAGGCUGGACCUCCAGUGGGCAGAGCUGCCAGGCUCCUCACCUUCUUCUACCCUUUGCUGUUAGGAAUGCUGCUGCUGGUCAUGUGGUGA